AUGUCCUCGUCCAACCAGAAACCGUAUGUCCAGUCGGGCGAACCGCUUCAGGAUUUCCUUCGUUCCUUCUGGCAACGUCAAGUCGAUGCAGCAGAACAAGAGACCCCCGACUACAGGCACCCGCCUCUGCCACUCGCACGCAUCAAGAAAGUCAUGAAAAGCGACCCGGAAGUAAAAAUGAUCGCUGCAGAUGCACCCAUCCUGUUCUGCAAAGCAUGCGAGGUCUUCAUUGCGGAGAUUACUGCACGAGCCUUCAUCAUCGCCGACUCUAACAAACGGCGAACCUUAUCUCGGGCAGACAUUGCCAAGGCACUCAGCAAGUCCGACCAGUUCGACUUCCUCAUCGACAUAGUUCCUCGCGAAGAGCCCCUUCCCGGUGCCCCUAAUGCCGGCAGGAAUCAAGGCAAAAAGGCGAGUGGCUUACAGACGAAGGCUGAUGUACGUGCUCUCCACCUGUGCCGGCAGAUAUCCAUGGCCUUCGUCCAAUCAUAUACAUGCACUCCUUCCCUAAUUCAAUAG
Fomitopsis serialis is the source of this 519-nucleotide messenger RNA. RefSeq names its product histone-fold-containing protein. The record is from RefSeq and is a predicted model, not a curated record. Gene Ontology annotation, biological process: regulation of DNA-templated transcription. Bases 1 to 519 code for a protein of 172 amino acids. Gene Ontology annotation, molecular function: DNA-binding transcription activator activity, RNA polymerase II-specific; protein heterodimerization activity. NCBI's taxonomy places the organism in Eukaryota, Fungi, Basidiomycota, Agaricomycetes, Polyporales, Fomitopsidaceae. The transcript is spliced from 4 exons. Gene Ontology annotation, cellular component: CCAAT-binding factor complex; nucleus.